CCGCGGUCACACUACUUGAAAUUUCGUGAACAAUUUUUUAUCAAUUUCCUGAUGACAUAAACAAGUUGAAAGUGAAAGGAAACCGUCAAAACGUCGCGUUCGUGGCUUCGCUUUUAUUUCGGUCGCACUACCGUUCGAUCAAGAAACGGGAAUCCGUUCAGAAUGUGUGCCAGCGUCGUGCUUUCCCGCCAUGGCCAUGGCGCCCAACAACCAGCCCAGCAACAACAACAGCUGUUGCACCAGCAAGCUGCACUGCCUGCAGUGCGCCCAUGUAUGCUCAUCGAAGAUGAGGUUCACGGAGUUAUUGAACUGCCGAGCCACAUACAGGAGAUUGUGGAGCAUCCGCUGUUUCAACGCCUGAAGAAGGUUCAUCAACUGGGCCUAGUGCCGUGGGUAUUGGAGCCUCAUGCCAAUCAGAAACGCUACGACCACUGCUUGGGAACCUACAAAAGCGCCCAGGAUCAUAUGAGAGCCAUUGAGCGCAACACUAAAGUUAAGGCUAAGCUGCCCAAUUGGUGUCGAAUGGCCGUGGAGAUAGCAGCGCUCCUGCACGACAUUGGUCACGGACCGUUUUCGCAUGUCUGGGAAUCGGCUUGCCAACAGCAUUUCGAUCACGAGGAGAAUGCUUUGCACUGUGUGGAUCGCAUAUUCAAGGAUGCUCGCCACUCGGAGCUGGUAGCAUUGCGGGAUGAAGGCUGUGGCCGUGGAGUUCAGCUUAUAAAGGCAUUGAUAUUGGGCGACACUGAGUACCUAAAAUUUCCCAUGAUGGGGUUUGCCUAUAUCUUUGACAUUGUGCACAAUAAUCGCUGCGGCCUAGAUGUAGACAAGUGGGACUAUCUACGGCGCGACAAUAAACGCCUCAAACUACUCAGUCCUGCAGAGAUGGACUUUGAUAAGGUAUUCCUAAACGCCCGCAUUUCGCUGGAUGGCCAACGCAUUGAGUAUCGCUAUGAAGACUAUCACCGCAUCUAUGCUUUGUUUGAGGCACGCGGCCGACUCCAUGUGGAGGCCUAUCAGCAUCCCAGAAAUGCAGUCGCCGAACAGGUCUUUGCAGAUUUGGUGCAGCGUCUGGCGCCGCAACUGGUAGACCUGCGAUCCAAUGACGCAGGCUGGCUAAAUCUGGACGAUGAGCAUGUCCUGGAGCUAAUUCAAAAUGAUCCGAUGGCCGCCUAUUUCCGUGAACCAAAACGCGUUGUGGAACUACCAUUUUUAAAUCGUUCAGAUGCCAAAGUUGAAACCGUUUGCCGAAUAGUCGAGGCACCCGGCAAAGCCAUGAAGCCCGAUAACGCUUUCGCUUUUUAUGGCAGUAAGCGCAACAAGCGUCAAAUCAAUCGAUGUCUGACAGACACUUCGUUCAACAAGUGCUUUCAAUUAGAUUAAAAAUGCACCUCACACCCACACAAUCAUUCACAAUAAUUGCUAACAAGUUAGUGCCAUUUUUCGUUAUUGUUUAUCUUUCAUUUUGCCAUAACAACACGAUAUUCCAUUCAUUUAAGUCCGUUUUACAUUGAAUUAUGUUUUUGCCUAGUAUGUAUUUUUGUGUUACUCUUUUGUUGGUCAGUUUUGUUAGGGCCAGUUGCUGUUCAUUACCGAUCUGUAUUCGUAUUUCCCCGCAAAAGAGUCUCAAAGCCGAAGAUGUUCUUAG
Molecule: messenger RNA, 1645 nt
Organism: Drosophila subobscura
Lineage: Eukaryota; Metazoa; Arthropoda; Insecta; Diptera; Drosophilidae
Gene: fal
Product: deoxynucleoside triphosphate triphosphohydrolase SAMHD1 homolog
Exons: 5
Coding region: 163-1380 (405 amino acids)
Biological process (GO): dGTP catabolic process
Cellular component (GO): nucleus
Molecular function (GO): dGTPase activity
Source: RefSeq, a predicted model, not a curated record